This is a messenger RNA of Cryptomeria japonica (Japanese cedar), 1053 nucleotides long. RefSeq names its product G-type lectin S-receptor-like serine/threonine-protein kinase At2g19130. Gene Ontology annotation, biological process: protein phosphorylation. The record is from RefSeq and is a predicted model, not a curated record. The transcript has a single exon. NCBI's taxonomy places the organism in Eukaryota, Viridiplantae, Streptophyta, Pinopsida, Cupressales, Cupressaceae. Bases 1 to 1053 code for a protein of 350 amino acids. Gene Ontology annotation, molecular function: protein kinase activity; ATP binding.
AUGCAUAACUCUGAAUCAAAUAGCCGAUGGACUGUCUCCAUUCGAGUAGCUGCCUCUGCAUCUCCAAAGUUUCACAAGCCACCGUCCUCUUCCAAAUUGAAAACCAUAAUUAUUGUGAGUGCUCUCGCUCUCGCUCUUGCUUUGAGUCUCCUUUCAUUUUUAAUGUGGCAAAAGUAUCAGCUACCACCACCAGUAGACACGUCUGUGGAUUCCCCGGACUGUUUUCUUAGAAUGUUUAGUUGCAUGGAGUUGAAACUUGCAACUACGAAUUUCAGGUCUAAGUUGGGAAGUGGAGGAUUCGACUGUGUGUUUAAAGGAUCUCUACCAGACGGUACACUUGUGGCCGUAAAAAAAUUGGAAGGUUCAAGACAACUUGAUAAGCAAUUCCGAGCAGAAAUCAGUUCUCUUGGCAACAUACAACAUGCGAAUUUGAUCAGACUUCGGGGUUUUUGUGCAGAAGGAUCCAAACGGUUACUGGUCUAUGAUUACAUGCCCAAUGGCUCUCUCAAUUCCUUACUGUUCACUAGUAAUUCCAAGAAAAAACGGAAGGUACUGGACUGGAAGACCCGAUUCCAGAUCGCGUUAGGCACUGCGCGAGGUUUAGUUUAUCUCCACGAGGAGUGUAGGGAUCGCAUCAUUCACGGCGAUGUAAAGCCCGAAAACAUUCUGCUAGACGGUAAUUUUUCACCCAAGUUGGCAGAUUUUGGGUUGGCAAAGCUUGUGGGUAGAGAUUUCAGCCGUGUACUGACAACAACGAGAGGAACAAGAGGGUAUUUGGCUCCAGAGUGGAUUUCUGGUCUUCCCAUCAGUCCCAAGGUUGAUGUUUACAGUUUUGGUAUGACACUCUUGGAAAUCAUUUCUGGCCGAAGAAGUGUGGAUUUAGACACGGAAGAUUCAAGUAAGUAUUACUUUCCCGCUUGGGCUGCAACUCAAAUUUACCAGGGGAAGACAACUAGUAUUGUGGACGAACAUGUUGCAGCAGAGGCAGAUAUUGAAGAGGUGAGAAGAGCAGGCGUUGUAGGGUUGUUAUGCAUUGAAAGGAGGAAGAGAUGA